This is a messenger RNA of Arachis stenosperma, 1194 nucleotides long. RefSeq lists its product as uncharacterized. Gene Ontology annotation, cellular component: membrane. The record is from RefSeq and is a predicted model, not a curated record. NCBI's taxonomy places the organism in Eukaryota, Viridiplantae, Streptophyta, Magnoliopsida, Fabales, Fabaceae. The coding region runs from base 1 to 1194 and encodes 397 amino acids. The transcript has 8 exons.
AUGAAUAAUGAAACCUCAAUUACUAUGUACGAUUCUAGGCAUUACAAAGACAUUAAUCAGAAUCAUUUGAAGGAGUUUGGAAUAGAGUGGUAUGAUUUUGCGGUUUUUGGCAUGGUUGGUGUGACCAUAAUUUCCUCCAUAUGGGUAUUAUGGAUGAACGAAGCUUCUUCGGGGGCAGGGGCAUGCAAGAAUAACAACAAUACCAAUAACAAGAACAAGAACAACAACAAAAGUGGCGAUUUUGAAGUAAUAAAUCUCGACGAUGACGAUGAUGAUGAGAAUGUUUUGGUGAUGACAACUUCUCGAGGGAAUAAUAAAAAGAUAAAUAAUAAUAACAAUAAAAAUGAAGGGAUGUGUCAGCUAUGGACAAGUUGUUGGAAAGGAGUGCACCCAUUGUGGCUUCUGUUUACGCGUUUCUCCUCGCUUGUCAUCAUGGCUGUGUUGGUGUCCAUGGAUGUUCUUGAUUACGAUGCAUCCAUCUUUUUUUACUACACAGAGUGGACUUUCACUUUGGUCAUGAUAUAUUUUUUGAUGGGAACCGUAGCAUCUGCGUAUGGAUGCUGGCAGUUUUGUAAAAAACCUCCCAUUAAACAUGAAGAAAUGAGUGAGUUUCUUAGAAGAAAUUCAUCACAAGAGAGAAUAUCUACAAAAACCAUUAUUGCUUAUUACGAAGAGACCGAACCCAGUGGUUCCUUCGAGGUUCAAAAAAGUCGAAAUGUAAAAGAUGAGUUUAAACAAGGAGUGGGAUUCUGGGUUUAUGUCGUACAAAUUACCUAUCAGACGUCUGCAGGAGCUGUCGUAUUAACAGAUACUGUAUUUUGGGGUCUUAUUUUUCCAUUCAUGUCAAUUUCUCAUUACAAGCUAAACAUGUUAAUAAUGGGCCUCAUGCAUUCUAUGAAUGUAGUUUUCCUUCUUUUGGAUACAGCUUUAAAUAAUCUUCCCUUCCCUUUUUUUAGAAUAGCAUAUUUUGUGCUAUGGAGCAGUGUCUACAUCAUUUUUCAAUGGAUCAUCCAUGCAUGCGGUUUUACAUGGUGGCCAUACCCAUUUUUGGAGCUUAAUAGUCCAUGGUCUCCCUUUUGGUAUCUCGGUUUGGGAGUAAUUCACUUCCCCUGUUACGCAUUGUAUUCACUAAUAGUUAAAGCUAAAUACGCAAUUCUCAGCAAGCUAUUCCCUCAAGCGUUUUUGAGGUCAUAG